UGGAGCGCGCUGUGUGGUUGCCGUUCCCCAAGUGGUAUCAGGCCCAGAAGUCCCUUUGCUCAGUGCGGGACACGGAGGAGGGCUAUGGACAUGUUUUCAAGCCGCCAGAUUUGCUGACAAUCAAAUCUCUCCAGGCUCCUGAUAAAGACAGCUCCCAGGACCCACGGAGCGCUGUGGGAACCCUGAGGGAGAGUCAACAUAUAUGGCCAAAAAAAAUGCCAAGAAGGAAGUUACAGGCAGGAGCUGGCAUCAAGAUGCUGAAGAGGAGGGAACAUUCUCACUGGCCAGUCAGGAUGUCCUGAGGAACAGAACCAUAAAGAGAGCUAAGCGGAGACACACCAGACUCCAGCCAGAUGGAGGAGGGACUUCCAAAGGGAUUAAGGAUUUGGCUAUGCCUUCAGGAAGAGGAGAAUUUAGCAGUGGUCCAGGAGAGAAGCCUCAGGAAGGACCAACAACCAGAAAGUACACGGUCAGGGCCGCAGCACAGCCCAGGGCAGUCCUGGGUUCUGUUACUGUAGAUGGCCCCACCUCUUUGGACCACGAUCAGCUCUCAGGUCCCCAGCCUACUGGUCACAGUCAGCAUCCUGCCUCCUUCGGCCUUAGUUUCAGUCAAGCCUACGCUGGGAGUGUCUACCAUAGGCAGUUGACCGGCCUGAAUUGCUCUGUCCGGGACUGGAUAGUGAAGCACGUGGACGCGAACCCGUUCUGUGAUCUGACGCCUGUGUUUAAACAGUAUGAGAAAUACUUAGUCGCCAUAGAAAAGCAGCUCCAUAGCAGCUGCGGCUGUUUCUCUGAAAGAGAGCCCAACAGGGGCUGGGUGGGGAUGCAGCCUCCUUCCCAAAAUGAUGCUGUAGAACUACAAGCAGAGUCAGUCACAUCUGAAAAGGCAGAGUUUAUAGCUGAAAAUAAAGCGGAUCCAUACCAAGGAGCAACAAGUGCCUCAUGUAACUUUGGCAAGAACACGGAAAGUCCAGUUUGGGGUUCCUUAAGCUCUGGUCCCAUGAAUGGGGUUUCAUCAUCCACCAGAAGCUCCAGCGUGAUUGGUAAAGGUACCACCCAGAGGAAACCAGCGUCCGCAAAAGAGAGUCCAGAACAAAGCUGCAGUGAAGAGUGCAAAAGCAAAUGGGACGAGCCACCCAAGACGGUCCUCACAGAAGCGAAGGAGGAGGGCGUUUUCUACUCCAAAAAAUGCAGGCUAUUUUACAAGAAAGACAAUGAAUUUAAAGAAAAAGGUGUGGGCUUGCUGCAUCUGAAAGCCACAGCCAAUGAGAAGACGCGGCUCCUAGUGCAGGAUAGCAAGUCAGGCAACAUCCUCCUGAACAUUCUGAUUCCUCCCAAUAUGCCAUGUACGCGAAUGGGGAAGAAUAACGUCCUCCUUGUCUGUGUGCCCGAUCCACCGCUUGAUAAGAAGAAUGUCACUACCGAGGCCACUGUGCUGAUUCGGGUGAAGACAAGCAAGGACGCCGAUGAGCUGCACAGAAUUUUACUGCAGAGAAGGGGUGCGUGAACACACAGGUUCCACUGGGGACCCUGCCAACGUCCUGCUUUUCCCUCUGGCUCCCAAAACGCAGUUUUUCAUCUGUUUCUGCUUAUGCCACCCUAGCAACUUCCAUAUAACAAAAAUUUUGUGAGGAAAACGAAAGUCAACAAAAAUACCAGUGUUCAGUUGAGUGUGGAGAAAGUGUGCUCCCUUCUUAAGAGUCUCCUAACAUUGCAGAAUACUUUUGAAUAAAAAGGUUUUGGAA
Messenger RNA from Myodes glareolus (Bank vole), 1745 nucleotides. Lineage: Eukaryota; Metazoa; Chordata; Mammalia; Rodentia; Cricetidae. The record is from RefSeq and is a predicted model, not a curated record.